Opisthorchis viverrini is the source of this 2493-nucleotide messenger RNA. RefSeq lists its product as hypothetical. The record is from RefSeq and is a predicted model, not a curated record. Bases 1 to 2157 code for a protein of 718 amino acids. The transcript has 7 exons. NCBI's taxonomy places the organism in Eukaryota, Metazoa, Platyhelminthes, Trematoda, Opisthorchiida, Opisthorchiidae. Gene Ontology annotation, molecular function: zinc ion binding.
AUGUCUGGAGUCCAUUCUCAUUCUCAAGAAAAGGAAGAUAAUAGCGGAAAAAGUGAAAGAGAGACUGAGCUCCUCGUACGAUGCUGUGUGUGCUCUGCCGUUGAUGCUUAUGAAAUAUUGCCCGUCUGUUUACACUCCGCUUGCCGUCAGUGCACUGCUUCAUUAAAGGCGAAUGGGGGGUACAAGUGCGCGUCUUGCAGUGAAUUCAGCCCAACGCUUAUCAGCAAUCCCAUACUUUUCAAAUCCGAAAGCCUGCAAAAGUCUCCCAACUGUAAUUGGUGUCAUGAUAACGGUGAACAAACGAAAUCGAUCGGAAACUGUAAGGAGUGUGAUGCAUGGCUCUGUGGUGAGUGCUUGAAAGGACACAACCGAAUGCCACCACUCCGAAGCCAUGGCAUUACGAUGCUACCGAAGUCGGCUGGUCAGGACGGCCUCCACUGCGAACUUCAUCCACGUGAAGCGCUUGAGUGCUUUUGUGAAGCUUGCGACAAACUGACGUGUCGAGAUUGCCAACUCUCAAUCCACCGGGAUCAUGGAAGUCAUCGGUGGGUCGGUGAGAAAGCAAACUUACUCACGGCCCCACUAGAGGAAGCGAUUCAUCAACUGGAGCAGUCUCAGAAUAAACUUGCAGAGGCAUCACAGUUGGCUUUGACUUCAAGCACUAGUACAAAGGAUGACAGCUUUUUGGGCAGCGUGGAAAAGACACGUUCAGCCAUUGAGGCCCGGGCUUCUUCCCUCAUACUUCGCAUUCGUUCGCGCACGGACGCACUACUACAAGAGUUGAAUGCCAAAUGUAUGGAAAGUGUAAAUAAAUUGGUGGCAUCCGAAGGACUUAUGAGAGAAAUCCAGGAUCAAAUAAGGUUCACUCUGUCAUUUGCUGAUCGCCUGAUUAAAAAUAAGGACAGUGAUCCGGCCAGCUUGGUUCAAUUGUUCAAAGCAGUACAGGCUCGAAUGCAGCUUCUUCAGAACAGAGCAGAACAUCUCUGGAUGGAUGCACCACCGUCGAUGGAUACGAAUGAACCGACGGUCGACCAGACCCAAGCUGAUUAUAGUUCUUGGCGCAAGAACAGUCUUGGAUGGCGUGAUACUGCCAAUAUGCGGGCCCUAUUUAUUGCUAACUGGGACCCUGAUGAACUAGCUAGACAUUCUGGUACAAUCACAUGGCUGCCUGUUCAGCAAGCUGGAUCCAAUCAGCCUGGAAAUAACGAAGACACGAACAUUGUUAAAUCAGUACACAGUGUCGCUACUGACAAUGGUAAGCCCGAUUUUGUCAUGUCUAAAGAAUACGGUGACUUUCUGGAUUCACUAUCUAUCAUUGAUGGACGUCACAGAAAUUCUGAUUCUCUGACAGAGGAGCCUGUGGCUGGUGGUGUCGGUUGUGCCAUUUGUUUUGAUGCCGGUCUUCUUGCUCAUUGUGGCAAAUGUCGUCGGGCCUAUCAUCUAGACUGUCAUCUCCCACGGCUGACGAAUAUCUGCCUGAUUCCUGGUUGGGUUUGUGGCCUGUGUGAGGACCAAGAUGCUGCAACAGCUGCACAAGUAGAGAAGUCAGACGAGACUGGGCUUUCUCACACCGAUUACUUGACUGGCUGUCGGAUUCUAAUGGCAUUACUUGUUCAUGCGGAGGCUGUGCAUUUUACAGCUUCCGUUUGUCCAGCUUGCUCCCUCCCGUUGCUGACUCCCGGCCGUUCUGUGCCACAUUGCCCCGCUGGACAUCUCUAUCAUCGUCUAGCUGAAUUACGACUCCAGCUCGAAGAAGCGGCUUCAGUACAGAAUGGUGACCAUCACAAAGAUGAUGACCUAGAAGAACAUAUUGUUAUUGGUAGCCCGCAAGCACUCAAGAAUGCACCAGCACGUCUGACGCAUCUCGACGACUGGUUGGUGGAGGUCGAUAAGUUCUGGUCCGAUGCAGCAAAUGAAGAUAACCAAGUUCGUGGCUUAACAAAAGGUUGUUUGCGUGCAGCUCGUCGGCUGAGAGCCAAAUUGGCCACACUGGUCCAAGUACAUCGUCCCCAAAGCCAGGCAGCAUUUCUAGAUGCAUUAGCAGACAGCUGUUCGACGGACACCAGCCUUGCCAACAGAUCCGAUUGCAGGCCAUCCACUGAAGAAUGUUUAGACAUCGAUGCCUCAAAGGUAUCGUUUCAUGUUGGCGUAGACUGAAAGGACUAAAUUUCGCUCUCAUUUGGCUUUUUUCGUAGUCGCCCCUUAUCGAAUGCAUCAUUGCCCAUCACUUUUCUUCCCCUAUCUGUAUUUCCCUGUCUGUGCACGUGCAUUUAAAAGGUAACUAUCUAUUUCAUUUCAUAGUCUUAUACACUUUUUUACAGGAGCCUUUUUGUAAGCCUUCCUUUUCCAAGACACUCUUCGAUUAAUUGUUGGUUCUCACGUGUAGAUUUGUCGAUUUGUGGCUCACGACGAACCCCACUCAUUUGCUUGCAGUUCGCGGUUUGUCAGUCCAACAAAAACAUGCAGGAAUAAUCGGAAUUCGACCCCCCCUUA